AGAUUAUGCUUGUGCUCUUCAGAGGGACAUUUUGCUUCAGGGAUGACUAUACCUUUCAGAAAACUGGCUAUGUUUCUAUAGCAACAUCUUCAGAUGGGAAACUACAAUUUGUAUUGCUUUAAAGAAUAUAACUUUCAUGACCAAGGAGAAAACUGCUCGACUCAUCCCAAAUGCUAUCCAGAUAGUUACAGAAAGUGAAAAGUUUUUCUUCACAUCUUUUGGUGCCAGGGAUAGAAGUUACCUCAGUAUCUUUAGGUUGUGGCAGAAUGUAUUAUUAGAUAAGAGCCUGACUAGACAAGAAUUCUGGCAACUGCUCCAGCAGAACUAUGGCACUGAGCUAGGUUUAAAUGCUGAGGAGAUGGAAAACUUGUCACUGUCGAUUGAGAAUGUGCAGCCAAGAAGUCCAGGAAGAAGCAGCUUGGAUGACUCUGGGGAGAGAGAUGAAAAAUUAUCCAAGUCAAUCAGUUUUACCAGUGAAUCAAUUAGUCGGGUUUCAGAAACAGAGUCAUUCGAUGGAAAUUCAUCAAAAGGAGGAUUAGGCAAAGAGGAGUCCCAAAAUGAGAAACAGACCAAAAAGAGUCUCUUACCAACUUUGGAAAAGAAGUUAACUAGAGUGCCAUCAAAGUCACUGGACUUGAAUAAAAAUGAGUAUCUUUCUCUGGACAAAAGCAGCACUUCAGAUUCUGUUGAUGAAGAAAAUGUUCCUGAGAAAGAUCUUCAUGGAAGACUUUUUAUCAACCGUAUUUUUCAUAUCAGUGCUGACAGAAUGUUUGAAUUGCUCUUUACCAGUUCACGCUUUAUGCAGAAAUUUGCCAGUUCUAGAAAUAUAAUAGAUGUAGUAUCUACCCCUUGGACUGCAGAACUUGGAGGUGAUCAGCUGAGAACCAUGACCUACACUAUAGUCCUUAAUAGUCCACUUACUGGAAAAUGCACUGCUGCCACUGAAAAGCAGACACUGUAUAAAGACAGUCGGGAAGCACGAUUUUAUUUGGUAGAUUCAGAAGUACUGACACAUGAUGUCCCCUACCAUGAUUACUUCUAUACCGUGAACACAUACUGUAUCAUCCGAUCUUCAAAACAGAAAUGCAGGCUAAGAGUUUCCACAGAUUUGAAAUACAGAAAACAGCCAUGGGGCCUUGUCAAAUCUUUAAUUGAAAAGAAUUCCUGGAGUUCUUUGGAGGACUAUUUCAAACAGCUUGAAUCAGAUUUGUUAAUUGAAGAAUCUAUACUAAAUCAGGCCGUUGAAGACCCCGGAAAACUUACUGGCCUACGAAGGAGAAGGCGAACAUUCAACCGAACAGCAGAAACAGUUCCUAAACUUCCUUCUCAGCAUUCCUCUGGAGAUGUGGGCUUAGGUGCCAAAGGGGAUAUUACAGGAAAGGAAAAGGAAAUGGAAAACUAUAACAUCACUCUUAUUGUGGUAAUGAGUAUUUUUGUGUUGUUAUUAGUUUUGUUGAAUGUGACACUGUUUCUGAAGCUGUCAAAGAUAGAACAUGCUGCUCAGUCCUUUUACCGUGUCCGCCUCCAAGAAGAGAAAUCUUUAAAUUUAGCCUCUGAUAUGGUGUCAAGGGCAGAAACUAUUCAGAAGAAUAAAGACCAGGCCCAUCGUUUAAAGGGAGUGCUCCGAGACUCCAUAGUGAUGCUUGAACAGCUGAAGAGCUCACUCAUUAUGCUACAGAAAACGUUUGAUCUACUAAAUAAGAAUAAGACUGGCAUGGCUGUUGAAAGCUAGUGAUCUGAAGGACUAAAACCGCAGAGAUACUUGGAACUAAAAGAAAAUACCUGGAAGAAAACCAGAUGAAUGAAGGAUUUUGGCACAAAACAUUUCUAUGUUUUUUCAUUAUUGAGAUUUCUAAUAUGAACACUUCUUUCAGUAACAUUUAUUUGAUAAUUAGUUUCUGCUAGCCUUAAGAAUCCAUCCUGUCACUUCUUAUAGAUAUUUUUAAGCUGUGAAUUUCUUCAGUGAACCAUGAAAUAUAUUGUAGAACUGAAUUUCUCUGAUACAAAAAGAAAAUGACACACCCUGAAUUGAGUGGUAUGGUCUCAUUUCUACAGUGAAGUCUGAUGCUUUGUUAGCACAGAAUCAGUACAUGUCCAAUAGGCUGCUUUCAUAACUGAGAUAAGACCAAGAGGAUAAACAGGACAAUAUAAGAAGAAACCUCUAUGUCAUUACUGAUUUUAAAGGUUCUGUUUUCAGGCAUGUAACAUUUCCAGGUUUGUGUACUGUAAAUAUUAUAAUGUCUUCAUUUAUUUAGCAUGCAAAUUUAAUCGUCAAACUUUUUGAAUCUGCAUGUUGAUGAUGAUUAUCAGAAAGGGUCUUCUGCCAUGUUGUAUCUUUAUGAAAGAAAUAGUUGUUUUUUCUUUUUUUUUUUUUUUUGAGACGGAGUCUCGCUCUGUCACCCAGGCUGGAAUGCAGUGGCGCAAUCUCGGCUCACUGCAAGCUCCGCCUCCCGGGUUCACGCCAUUCUCCUGCCUCAGCCUCUCCAAGUAGCUGGGACUACAGGCGCCCGCCACCACGCCCGGCUAAUUUUUUUGUAUUUUUAGUAGAGACGGGGUUUCACCGUGGUCUCGAUCUCCUGACCUCGUGAUCCGCCCGCCUCGGCCUCCCAAAGUGCUGGGAUUACAAGCGUGAGCCACCGCGCCCGGCCAGUUGUUUUUUCUUAAGGUAACUAUCAGAGGUGGGAUUAUCUUGCCUCCUCACUUAAGAUACCAACAGUCAAAAGAAAGAACCAUCCUCUGAGUUUUAAAAACCAGAAGGUUAUGUUAAAAUCUGGGCAUUUAGUGACAGAUCAGAUGCAUACUUGAACUAAGGUUGGCUUCAGCUUAGCAGUCUUUCAUGAUGGAAGUGACCCAUCUGGUUGAAAAUAAUUUGUGUAUUUUCAGUAACCAUGUAUGGCUUCCUUCUUUAUGUAUGUGUGUGACUUGUUUUGGUUGGUAAGUUAUAAGCCAGACAUAGACUUUAGCUCUGUAAUAAAAACUUCUGGGGCACGUAUGUCCUAGUACAAGUGUACUGACUCUGAAGUUGUAACUCAGAUAAAGCUUUGGCUCUUUCAAAAAGUUUUUAUGCAUAUGUGUCUCCAUGCAAGUGGCUCAUUAAAAUAAGAACUUUGUAAACUGACUUGAAAUCAGAUAUUUUUUCGAGAGUUAGGGAAAGUUGAAGUGUUUUACUGUUUUGUCUCUUGAGCCCUUUCUCUGGGGAAAAAAUACAUAUCCAUCUAUCUAUCUAUCUAUCUAUCUAUCUAUCUCUCUAUCUAUCUAUCUAUCUAUAAAAUGUAUAUACAUUCUUACUGUUUGAACAACUAUUGCCUUUAAUUAAAUGUUUCAUUUUCCCCCAGAGUCCCCAAAGCCACAUGGCAUUAUUAUAGUCAUUUUUGAGAUGCCUGUAGAGAAUGAAAGUAUUGACUCUGUUAGAGGGAAAAUGGGUUUCUCUGGGUGAAUUCCAACUAAGCAUACCUAGGGGUAUCAGUGAACCUACCUGGGUUUGUUUUGCUUUGGUAAGGAUUUAUGUAGUGUCUGGUUGUGAGCAAGAAUGAGUGGAUUAUAAACUUGAAGAUUUCUCUGUUAAAGUCACAAAAAUGAUCGACAAACAAUAUUUUUGUGAUGUUUCUUUAAAAGUUGUAUUUUAUGACACACUUCAAGGAAGAGUACCAAAGUAAGUUGCUUUAUAAAUUAAGACUAAAUUCGUAUGGAUGCAGAAUUCAAUUAAUAAAAUUUGAGCCUGUUAUGUAAAUUGAAUAUCAAUAAAAUUAAAAAUUUCUGA
Messenger RNA from Symphalangus syndactylus (siamang), 3760 nucleotides. It is a transcript of the gene GRAMD1C, whose product is annotated as GRAM domain containing 1C. Gene Ontology annotation, cellular component: endoplasmic reticulum-plasma membrane contact site; endoplasmic reticulum membrane; plasma membrane. Gene Ontology annotation, biological process: intracellular sterol transport. The record is from RefSeq and is a predicted model, not a curated record. Gene Ontology annotation, molecular function: cholesterol transfer activity; cholesterol binding. NCBI's taxonomy places the organism in Eukaryota, Metazoa, Chordata, Mammalia, Primates, Hylobatidae.